CGGCUCGCCCGCCUCACGUCCACUAGACCUAGCCCGCCGCACAGUCCGAUGACUCAGUCCUAGUUACAUUGCAGUGCAGUGCGAACGGUGGUGUAAUUACAUGUAGGAGAGCCAGUGGUGUGGUGUUUCUCUUGUCAUGUGGAGAGUGCGAUGGCGUUAGGCACCAUGACUCGGCGCCCACUACUGCUUCUCGCCUUGCUGGCGGCAGCGCUCGCUAACCAGCUCGAAGACAUUCCACAUAAUGAAGUCAAGAAUUGGGCACUGAAAUUCGGCGUCGACCUGUGGGAGUUCGGACGGCACUUCACAAAAAUGAAUCAAAUACAGAACAAAUACCACGAGUACAACGUGGAGGUGAUCCGAAAGGACGGCCUGCUUUUAGUCCGGGAGCUCGCUGCUGAAGUAAAGAACCACAUGGAUUUUAAAAUCAACGCUGUCAUGCGUAUCAUGGAUUCGGCGGAGGCGGCUGCGCUCUCAGCCGGCAGCAGCAGCACCGACGGCUUACCUGGCUCCUAUUACGACGCGCGAUGGUUAAAUGUUCACGCAGAUGACGGAACUCUAGCGGCGCGUGCACGUCGCCUUCUACUGUCACCAAGCAGACAUUUCGAUCACAUUGCCGUCAACUCCAGCUACAGCGCAGUACUUAUGCCACCUUACAUCAACACUGAAGAUAUUGAGGUACAAAACCAGAUAGCGUGGUCCGAGCAUUUGGAUCCUCUUUUUGUGAAUAAUUAUGAAAUUGAUCCAACACUCUCGUGGCAGUACUACGCCUCAUCUUCAGGAUUUAUGAGGCGGUACCCAGCAAUGUCUUGGCCACCCGAGGACGGCUAUUCGCACCACGCGCGCGAUUUCUACGACUUCAGGUCAUCGAAUUGGUUUGUCGAAGCCGCAACCUCGCCUAAAGACCUCGUGAUCCUAUUAGACGACUCUGAUGACAUCAGUUCGUCGUACCACCGUCUCGCCAAGGCUACCGUGUCUGCCCUCCUCGACACGCUCGGUCCAAACGACUUCGUCAAUGUUUACAGAUACAGUGAUACUGUAUCUGAGCUACAUCCUUGUUACACGAAAAUCUUAGCUCAGGCGGUACCUGAAACAAUACGAGAGUUGAAAAGCGCAGCGUGGGCCGCGGAGGCGUCGGGCGGCGCAGCCAAUCUGACCGGUGCUCUUACCACGGCCUUUGAGAUACUCCAUCGGUAUAAUCGUACUGGACAAGGUUGCCAAUGCAACCAGGCGAUCGCGGUGGUGGGUGCAGGGGGAGGUGCGGGUGGAGUGAAGGCUGUGUUCCGCACUUGGAACUGGCCGCAUAUGCCAGUGCGCAUCUUUACUUACCGAGUAGGGGGAGAUGCCGCAUCUGGACAUAAUAUGAAGGACAUGGCUUGCACUAACAAAGGUUUCCAUGUGACAAUAAAUGAUCACGGUGAGGUUCGUCGUAAAGUCUUGCACUUUGUGGAAGUGCUGGCACGUCCCAUGGUGAUGUACCAGACAAUACACCCAGUGCACUGGAGUCCCGUUUACGUUGGAGGCAGGAGUAGCAGCCUAGAUGACGACGGAAUGGGUCAGUUGAUGACGUCAGUCACAGUUCCUAUUUUCGACAGGAGAAACCGUACGCAAAGAGAAGCCAACUUACUCGGAGUAGUUGGUACUGAUGUUCCUGUCGAUCAAAUAAAGAAGCUCGUGCCACCAUAUAAGUUAGGAGUUAAUGGUUACUCGUUUAUGGUGGAUAACAACGGGCACGUUUUGUAUCACCCAGAUCUACGACCUUUGCACACUAAUGAGGAGUACACAGAAACACUACGACCUCUUUACUCCAGCGUCGACAUCACAGAUGUCGAACUCCUCGUUGAUUCCGAUGAGAAUUCGCGAGUCAAUCUUACUUCUCUACUUCUUGACCUACGACACGACAUGAUAGAGCAGCGCGAGGGAGAAACUGAGAUGGGGGUUAAGGUGCAGUACGAAGGAAUGCGACGCGUUGCAACGCGCAGACAGCGCUACUUUUACAGCCCAGUGGACGGCACGCCGUAUUCCCUGGCCGCCGUACUACCCGACGGAUACGGAAUGUACGAGCUGCAAGCCGAACAGGAAAUAAAGCAUAGUCCUAUAAAUGUAACAGAAUACUUUAAAGGCGAAAACUGGAAAGUUCAUCCCGAAUGGGUGUACUGCGAGUACGCGUCGACGUCGGAGCAGGCGUUCUCGUCGCCGGAGGAGCAGCUCGUGCACUUCCUGACGCGCGCGGGGCGGCCGGGCUGGAAGUGGAUGUCGCUGCGCCCGCGCGCGCUCACACUGCACAACGCGCACAAGAAGCAGGACCGGGACUCCUACUACUGUGAUAAAACAUUAAUGCAAUCGUUAGUACGUGACGCAAUGGUAAUAAAAGAGUUGGACGCACACACUGGACACGCGAGCCAUCACUCCCACCCGAUAGCGACAUUAAUGGCACUACUAACAAGACAAGGACGCUUUCACAAGUUCGUGGUGACUCUGUCUUUCAUCGCAACUAGAAGCGGCCUAUUAAAAUGGACUGAAAACAUUAAUACCUCAAGAUCAGCUGACUCCUCUGAACCGCAUUUUAGCGAAAAAUAUGCACGUGCUUAUGACUCGGAAUGGUAUCGACGCGCAGUAGAACAUCAUUCCAUUGAACCUGAGAGUUUCGUCUUCUCUGUUCCCUUUCGAGAUGGUUCUGAACCAGAAGAUUUUAGUGGAAAACCUCCUCUCGUGCUGGCCACUCACGCGGUGUUCGUGGAGUCCAGAGGACAUCGCGCACCGGCCGCUGUUGUUGGAUUACAUUUCCAAUUGGAUUCGCUUGCGAAACAUUUCUUGAACGUUACAUCGACGUGUACAGCAGGAAGCAUUUGCAAAAAAACAUGUGCUGGCGACGAACUAGACUGCUACAUUCUAGACGACAACGGCUUUAUAAUUUUAUCUGAAGACGCUUCGCAAACCGGACGAUUCUUCGGACAGGUGGAUGGAACGAUAAUGGACUCGCUCGUACAGGAUAGAAUCUACAAGAAAGUUACCGUACAUGACCACCAGGGUCGAUGCCCGGAUUCAAGAAACCCAUUUAGUGGUCACGGUAACAAGCUAACACCUAUGAAGCCGCUUUCCUGGCUAGGCGGAUACGUGGCUAAUUUGCUAGCAGUUUGGUACCCACUGUGGGAGACCGUACAGGCGCGUCCUCACGCUCACCCGGAAGAGGAAUUAGACUACGAGGAUUACGAAAACGAAGAAAUGGAACACGAGGACGACAUGGACCGCGACCGCGGCACAUACGAGAUCAUAAUCGACGGGCUGGGCGCGGCCGACCCGGCGGGCGGCGCGCAGCCCGUGAGCCCCGGCCCGCCGCGCGAGCCGCCGCGGGAGGCCGCGCGCUCCGCCGCCGUGCGUCCCUGCGACACCAGCGCUGAGCUCUUCACGCUACAGUCCACCCGCCUCAACGCCGCGCAGCCGCUCAAGGGCAAGCUCACCAACUGCCACAACUCCGGAUGCGAAAGGCCGUUCAGCGUGCAGAAGAUCCCGCACAGCAACCUGAUCCUGCUGGUGGUGGACACGCUGUGCCCGUGCGGCGCCAAGCGCCUGGACGUGCGCGCGCGCGAGGCGACCGCCCGCAGCGCGUGCCGCCGCCCCCCGCGCGCCCUGCCGCGCCGCCGCCCGCCCGUCUGCGUGUCCUAUCAUCCAGAGGAAAUUGAGAUACUAUCGUGCGGCCGCGGCGCUAUUGCACGUCCACUCACCGCCAUGUUCGCUACGCUCGUGCUGCGGCUCUUCUUGACUCUUGCAACGUGACUGUCCAAUAUCUAAACGUACCACCACUUAACUGACCGCAGGUCUCCAGACCGUCUGAAGCUUUCUACAAAACCAUAUCGAGUUCCAUAUCAAAAAUAAGAAUAAUUUUACCGAAUCGCCGUUUCGCGAAGUUUUUAAUCUGAAAGCUUCGCCAGUCACCGUACCGCAGUGUUCGCGUGGUUUGAGUGUGAAUGGACCGUUUGUAUGAACCUCUGUCGGGGCGCUCGCCGGAGCCGGGGGUGGAGGUGUAUUGAUAUAAUUAGAGUAACGUGAAGGAGCGCUCCAGCUUUCCGAGCGGGUGCCUUUCGUCGGCGCAUUUUGUAGGUGUUUGCGAGAUGUUUAAUGUUUUGACGAUUUUACAGACUGAAGUUUUGGUCCGACCAAGUGAACUUUUGAUCUUGUUUUGAGACAGGAUUAUCGAUUCGAACUAGGUUAAGAUAACGUUUAAAAUAUUUUCUCCUCUGUUAAGUUGUCAUUCUCGAUAUUGUAACUAUGAUGCGGUCGCAUACAUUAUAGGUAGGUAACUAAUGUCUUGUUAAAUUUAAUUGAGGAUUAUCACAAACUUGAAGAACUUAUAAA
Molecule: messenger RNA, 4353 nt
Organism: Vanessa atalanta (red admiral)
Lineage: Eukaryota; Metazoa; Arthropoda; Insecta; Lepidoptera; Nymphalidae
Gene: stol
Product: voltage-dependent calcium channel subunit alpha-2/delta-3
Exons: 25
Coding region: 151-3774 (1207 amino acids)
Cellular component (GO): voltage-gated calcium channel complex
Molecular function (GO): voltage-gated calcium channel activity
Source: RefSeq, a predicted model, not a curated record